UGUGUGUGUUCGUGCGUCAAUAAAUACCUGUUAUCGAUACACUGAAAGAUAACUGCUCAUAACAACAACACCUGUUUCUACCGCAUUGCCAAGAAUAAGAUAACGAAAAUAACGUUGCUGGCUGAUAGAUAGAUAGAUAGAUAGAUAGAUAGAUAGAUACCGGUACAUAAAGAACGACAGACAUAUAUAUAUAUACUCACAAGGUUACAAUCCCCCCCAAUCCCCCAAUCCCCUAGGCCGAGAUUGUCCGCCAGCAUGUAUGGAAACCGGAAGGAAAACAAAAAAUACCAACUAGAAAAAAGAUUGUUCAUGGUAAUCUAAAAGCCUGGUGGAAAUAAACGUGUGGUGGGUUUGUUGGGCUGGCUUUGCUUGAACAGGCUUAAAUAUUGCCACUGUUUCUAUACCUGCAGUGUUAAUAUACAGUACAGUCCCCUUCACAAGUGCGUUUACAGGGGCUCGUCAAGUUCAGUCCAUUGUGGCAAUCCUGUGUUUGUUUCCAUUCGACAGAUGGAAACUCGCAGUAGUAAACAGACUAUGGAAUCAAAUUUAUGGAAUGUUUAUAAUUACGACGAACUCCUGUAAACGCACAAGUGAAGGGGACUGUAUAUUUUUUUUGAAUACCUGCACCAUCUAUGGAUCUAAAUACUGAAUCCUUGUGAAAUUCUAUGGCGAUUUUACUGACAGAAGUAUUAAUCUGUCUCUCCCUGGUGACUCUGGACGGCGCAGCUCUAUACAAUAACGAGUUUAUCGAAAGUUACCAAGAAAUUCAUGUUUUAUUGCUACCUUUAUCUCUCUGGUGAUGCGGGCCGAUUGUCUUCCUCCCUUACAUAAUGCUGAUUAAAUUAAACGACAUUUGCCCUCUCUGAUUUUUCUUUGUUUAUUUGUUAUUGGUUUUUGUCCUUGUUAUAUUUUAUCUUUGUAUUACAUUUUUUAACAAUUCCAAACGGCUAUAAAAAUGUAUUGUUUGUAUUUCACUCUCCAGUAAAGAAGCCCCAAGUUCACAAUCCGUACAGCGGUAAUCACUGAUGUCACUGAUAAGCGAUAUCGAAGACCUAAUUAGUCUAUAGAUAGUGUUAGUAUGUCUAGAUGAGAUUUCCCUGAUAGCCUGUUAGUUACGUCAUGGUCAGGCGUCGUCUGAUGUAAGGAUUAUGUUAGUGAGCUGAAUCACUCAUUUGCAUUCCUCUUAGUUAAUAUGUGGUGGUAGCGUUAGGUUAGGUACUGAAUCCAGUGUUACCUGACAUUCACUUCGUCUGUGUUGUUGACGACGGGGCCCCUCCUAGACGGAGUUAUCUUAUCAGCUGCUAAUUCUGUUGUAGCCGUGUCAUAAGCCAUGUGUGGCCUGGGUUAGUCUGCUGCUGGCUCCUCAGUUGUCCAGCAGUGGCGCAGUGUGGGUUAGUGUGCCCGCCUGUGACUAGUGUUUGUUUACACUUUACAUGAAGAUCUACGGAGACUUUUAAGCUGCUGGGGCAAGGAUGCCUUCAGGAAACUACAAUAGCGGCUUCGAAUGGGAUGACCCUCGAUCUGGUCGACGAGCAACUGACAACAACGAGACACCUGACAACACAGACAGGUACUACCAAGAUCCCAGGUACCAAGGUGUGACAAGGGACAGGUACCAAGGUGUGACAACAGACAGGCACCAAGGUGUGACAAGAGACAACAGGUACCCAGGUGUGACAAGAGACAACAGGUACCCAGGUGUGACAAGAGACAACAGGUACCCAGGUGUGACAAGAGACAACAGGUACCCAGGUGUGACAAGAGACAACAGGUACCCAGGUGUGACAAGAGACAACAGGUACCCAGGUGUGAGAAAAAACUAUCAAUCACCCCAUACAAGAGGCCGGGAACUGGAGAGAGGAGAGAGAAUUGUCAGAAAUACGACCAACGAGGAUCAAGGGCAAGAAGAGUAUCCACCAAGGAGCUCCCAGGGCGUUGACGUGAGGCACCAGAGACCCGCUAUGUAUUCCAGGGAGUUGCAACAUGACUCCCAAAGACCCUCGAAUCGUCAGUAUCCGAAACGUCAUGAGACAAGAGAGGCGAAUGGUAACGAUGACUACCGACGUUAUCCACAAGCCAGGGACAUCAAGAGGUCACCCAGGAGGCAUGAUUUAGAGAGGACCUCGCCGGAUACUGACGACGAAGUAGAGCUGCAACCUAUGAGCAAUAACCAACCGAGUAUUGACCAGAGACGCGGCCAUACGUCCUCCCCUGGACAUACAAACAGAGAUGUAGAUGGAAAACCUGCGAUGGGGCAUGAUGACUACAGAGAUGCACACCACCAUCAGCGUCACCACCUUCAGGAGCUCCACAGUCACCCGUAUCCCCAUGCUUUCAGAGGUCCGACUACACACGUGGAGAAGGGGCCCUACACACAAACACGUUACCCGGAUCAAGGUUAUCCUGACGCCGGCUGUGAUGAAGUCGACGCCAGAAGAGUUUAUCCCGAAGACCAACCUGACGAAGAGGGAUGGACAGAGCUGGCAAACAUGAUGCCUUCAGAGGUCGACAGACGUCAAGGGACUCUACGUUUCCGCGGCACACUGAGGCUCUCUCAGAACACCACCACGCAAGACUGGGACGACACACCGAAGCAGGAGGAGCCACCCCUAAGCCAGUGGGAAAUCGCCGAGGCGUUGGCCACUGUGAGGGAACAACCUUGGCCCAUGAACCGACGAAGGCACACACGAGAUGACCUACAGGAGAAACUGGUGAGGAAGGAGAUGAGAUGGUAUUCUAUGCAUCCAGCGAUAAAGAGAGGCGGGACCACCCUCAACCGCUUCUUCAACGAUAUAGAUCCAUGGCAGAGAGUACUGAAGAAGAUUGAGGGCAAGUUUGGCACGAGUGUUGUGGCAGUGUUUAACUUCCUACGAGACAUGAUCCAGCUGAAUCUCCUGCUGUCGCUGCUGGUGGUGGGAGCUGUGGUGGUUCCCUCGGCGCUGCUGGUCAAAGACUCGGAUCAAGGGUACAGGUGGAUCGCUCCGGGUAACGCCACGGCCUCAAGAAACCUGUGUGGUGACUUGCAUUUGGAAUACAACAGUUCGUGGCUACAGUGCAACACAAACUACAGAGAAUACAUAGAAGAUGUUGUUAAGAAUCACAGCGGUGACUCGGUGGCCUUAGUUCAAGAUUUCCUACAAGGGACUGGCUUCCUGGAGUGGUCGGUACUGUUCAGCGGCUACUAUACCCCUAAAGUUAACGACGGUCACUACCUCAUCAGUCUGGCCUACGUCCUCACCGUCCUCUUUGUGUACUUCAUAUCACUAUUCUAUGUGGUGUACUUCGUUGCCAAAUUCCUUCGUAAGACGACGGGAUACUCAGACAAAUACAACAUGACUUACACCAACAUCGUCUUCACAGGGUGGGACUUCACCGUGAACGAGCAUGAUGCGGCACAAACGCAACACAGUCUUGUUGUGAGUGAAGUGAAGGCAGCUUUUGAUGAUGAACAAUUCUUCAAGACGAAACAAAAUCGGAACAAUUGUGACUUGGCCGUCCUCUACCUCACCCGCCUCUUUAUCAACGUAAUGGUCUUGGCUCUGAUUGUCGGAGGGUGGACGGGCAUUUACUUCCUGGUGAGACAAUCUGAGGAUGAAUCAGAAAGUGAAGAAGAAUACAAACAGUUUCUGUGGGAGUACGCACCGACAGUGACGGUGUCAGCCCUCAACUUUGUCUACCCAAUUAUAUUUGACUUCGUGGUGAAAUAUGAGCACUACAGAGGGCGCACUGAGCUCUUCAUAACCCUCAGUCGUUGUGUUCUCAUCAGACUGACGUCGCUGGCAAUCCUCGUCAUAACAAAAAUGAACGUCAUCUCCGAAGAUUCUCAUGACUGCGACCCCACAAGGAAUGGAUUCAUAUGCUGGGAGACGCACCUCGGCCAACAGAUAUACUCUGUCUUGGUUCUAGAUUUUAUCAUUCAGAUUGGAAUGACUUUCGUGGUAGGUGUAGCAAGGACCGCAGUAGGUCACCUCGAGCACCCCCUCUGUAAAGCAGUGGGACAUAUGGAAUUCUAUGUGCCUAGUCAUGUGUUGGACAUCGUGUACACGCAGGCACUCUGUUGGCUGAGUAUCCUGUACUCCCCCAUCAUGGCGGCCAUCUGCUUCCUCUACUUCUGCAUAUUGUUUGGCCUCAAGUUUUUCACAGUGACCUGGACCUGUGUGCCACCUACCAGGGUGUUCCGCACCUCUCGCUCCUCCGCCAUGUUCAUGACCAUUCUCUCAAUCGCCUUUGUGGUGUGUCUUGUACCUAACGGCCUGGCCCUCCUCCUCCUCACGCCCUCCAAGGCUUGUUCACCAUUCCGAGGCUUGGGGUGCGGCUGGGAAGCCCUCACAGAUUACAUAUGCAACAUGGACAAUUUCGCAUCCUGGAUCAGGUGGGUGUUAUUUGCACUGGACGACAUGGUGGUGUCCAUGAGUAUCCUGAUGGUGGCGAUCCUACUCCUCACCUACUACGUCACGGUCAUCAAGGCUCGCUGGGCCCUCAUCAAAAGACUCGAGAAGAAGCUUAAGUACACGGCCAAGGACAUCGCCUACCUUAGAAACGAUGAAAAGACACGCCAGGCUUUAUGUGCGGCGCGGAUGUUCUCACAGGCAAAGUGAACGACCACAAUAUAUUCAACUAACACGCAUUUAGGACAAUCGUGUAACAUUCUUGUGUUUGUGUGAGAGAGAGAGAGAGAGAGUAUUUUUGCAACAUAUAUUUCUUUGUUAAUGAUUAUGGAGCCUAUAAUAUUGUAUGAUCAUUUAUAUACAUUAUUAAGACGGUA
Molecule: messenger RNA, 4765 nt
Organism: Homarus americanus (American lobster)
Lineage: Eukaryota; Metazoa; Arthropoda; Malacostraca; Decapoda; Nephropidae
Product: transmembrane channel-like protein 7
Exons: 8
Coding region: 1473-4598 (1041 amino acids)
Cellular component (GO): plasma membrane
Molecular function (GO): mechanosensitive monoatomic ion channel activity
Source: RefSeq, a predicted model, not a curated record